This is a messenger RNA of Pan troglodytes (chimpanzee), 1175 nucleotides long. RefSeq names its product O-6-methylguanine-DNA methyltransferase (gene MGMT). Gene Ontology annotation, biological process: DNA repair. The coding region runs from base 442 to 1065 and encodes 207 amino acids. Gene Ontology annotation, cellular component: nucleoplasm. Lineage: Eukaryota; Metazoa; Chordata; Mammalia; Primates; Hominidae. The transcript is spliced from 5 exons. The record is from RefSeq and is a predicted model, not a curated record. Gene Ontology annotation, molecular function: methylated-DNA-[protein]-cysteine S-methyltransferase activity.
GCCGCCGCACCGGGCAUGCGCCGACCCGGUCGGGCGGGAACACCCCGCCCCGCCCGGGCUCAGCCCCGGCUCCGCCCUCGCGCGCCCCGGCCCCGCCCCCGCGCGCUCUUUUGCUUUUCUCAGGUCCUCGGCUCCGCCCCGCUCUAGACCCCGCCCCACGCCGCCAUCCCCGUGCCCCUCGGCCCCGCCCCCGCGCCCCGGAUAUGCUGGGACAGCCCGCGCCCCUAGAACGCUUUGCGUCCCGACGCCCGCAGGUCCUCGCGGUCCGCACCGUUUGCGACUUGGUGAGUGUCUGGGUCGCCUCGCUCCCGGCAGAGUGCGGAGCUCUCCCUCGGGACGGUGGCAGCCUCAAGUGGUCCUGCAGGCGUCCUCACUUCGCCGUCGGGUGUGGGGCCGCCCUGACCCCCACCCACCCCGGGCGAGCUCCAGGUACUUGGAAAAAUGGACAAGGCUUGUGAAAUGAAACACACCACACUGGACAGCCCUUUGGGGAAGCUGGAGCUGUCUGGUUGUGAGCAGGGUCUGCACGAAAUAAAGCUCCUGGGCAAGGGGACGUCUGCAGCUGAUGCCAUGGAGGUCCCAGCCCCCGCUGCAGUUCUCGGAGGUCUGGAGCCCCUGAUGCAGUGCGCAGCCUGGCUGAAUGCCUAUUUCCACCAGCCCGAGGCUAUCGAAGAGUUCCCCGUGCCGGCUCUUCACCAUCCCGUUUUCCAGCAAGAGUCGUUCACCAGACAGGUGUUAUGGAAGCUGCUGAAGGUUGUGAAAUUCGGAGAAGUGAUUUCUUACCAGCAAUUAGCAGCCCUGGCAGGCAACCCCAAAGCCGCGCGAGCAGUGGGAGGAGCAAUGAGAGGCAAUCCUGUCCCCAUCCUCAUCCCGUGCCACAGAGUGGUCUGCAGCAGCGGAGCCGUGGGCAACUACUCCGGAGGACUGGCCGUGAAGGAAUGGCUUCUGGCCCACGAAGGCCACCGGUUGGGGAAGCCAGGCUUGGGAGGGAGCUCAGGUCUGGCAGGGGCCUGGCUCAAGGGAGCGGGAGCUACCUCGGGCUCCCCGCCUGCUGGCCGAAACUGAGUGUGUGCAGUAGGAUGGAUGUUUGAGCGACACACACGUGUAACACUGCAUCGGACGCGGGGCGUGGAGGCACCGCUGUAUUAAAGGAAGUGGCAGUGUCCUGGGAACAA